GAGAAUCAAGGACUGCCAGCUAUCUACCAAGAUGACCGUAAAAUUGUGGUCCUGUCUCAGAUCCUUCAACUCACUGAACCAUCUCAACAUCUCGGACUCCUAUCUCAGUUUCCCUCCAUAUCCUCCUGAGCUUCCAUCCGUCCUAAAGUUAUCGGCCGAGAAAGUGACGUCUCAAAGUUAUAAAGGUGUGAUCUCAUCGCUCCCUCGCUUGAGAGUGAUCGAUAUCACUAUCGAUGAUGCGGAGAGAGACAUACCUCAGAUCAUGGCUGGUCUUCGUCGAAGUUAUACCGGAGGACAGCGGCUCGCGUACAUCAAACUUACAGCACCGUCAUCACUCCCCUUAGAGAAGAAGAGAGUACGAAGUGAGACUUUGAAAAAACUGGGUCUUCUGAUUAGAGAACAAACCAAGAACCUGCAGCGGUUAGAUCUGUUGGGAGUAAAGGGCACAGGCGAGGAAGACUUGGUUAACCUCAUCGAGUCUUGCAGGCUUGUGAAGUCGAUGUCUUUUGUGUUGCUAGAAAGCUGUAGAACUACAGAGGGCGGCCUACUGGAAUUUCAUCUCAAGGAUCUUCAAACGUCAAGCGGCGACCUCUCUGUGUUGGUUUAUCAUGACGAUAAAUUGCAGGAUGAAAAAUCAUACAGCAUUUCUCACAUUGGUUGAGUUCCAGUGAUGACUACGCACUACUGGUCAAGCUGACAUGUACUAUUGCCUUAUGUCUGACAUACAUCUAUGCUGGUUGAAGGACCUCUUACAUUAUUCUUUACAUUAGUUGAGUGGAUUAACAUCACAAUGUUUAAGGAGAUGAUUGUUACGGACACAUUUGUUGUUAAAAAGCAAAGAAAACAGGCAUUCUAUUAUCUUGCCCUCACCGGAGUAAAUCGCUAGAAUAAACACGCUCUUGUUCCCUUUUUAGUUUCCGCUUAUAUUUUCUCCGAGGCCAGGAUAAAAAGGUUUAUUAUGUCUGUUUUCGUUGUAAUCACUUCGUUCGAUAAAUUUAAAUGCCAUGAUUAAUGCAGUUCAGAUUAUAUUACACUCGUAUUUACAAAAUAAACGAACCAGAAAUUGUGCGUUGUUUAUAUUGAACUACGCUGAUAUUCUCUACUCAAUAUCGAUUAGAAUUGUUCAAUAAUUGUUACAGGUUUUCAAAUUCAUGAAA
This is a messenger RNA of Strongylocentrotus purpuratus (purple sea urchin), 1157 nucleotides long. RefSeq lists its product as uncharacterized. The transcript is spliced from 3 exons. The coding region runs from base 32 to 661 and encodes 209 amino acids. NCBI's taxonomy places the organism in Eukaryota, Metazoa, Echinodermata, Echinoidea, Camarodonta, Strongylocentrotidae. The record is from RefSeq and is a predicted model, not a curated record.